Messenger RNA from Leptinotarsa decemlineata (Colorado potato beetle), 1654 nucleotides. Its product is annotated as glutamate receptor ionotropic, kainate 2. The record is from RefSeq and is a predicted model, not a curated record. Gene Ontology annotation, cellular component: membrane. Gene Ontology annotation, biological process: monoatomic ion transport. Gene Ontology annotation, molecular function: ligand-gated monoatomic ion channel activity; signaling receptor activity. NCBI's taxonomy places the organism in Eukaryota, Metazoa, Arthropoda, Insecta, Coleoptera, Chrysomelidae.
ACGGAGCCAUAUGGUAUGAGAGUCGAAUCUUUAGAUCCACUCUAUGGAAACGACCAGUAUGAGGGUUUCGCGGUUGAUUUGAUAAAAUUGCUAUCUGAUAUGAGGGGAUUCAACUAUACAUUCAUCCUAAGAGAAGAUAAGGCCAAUGGAAAAUUUGACAAUGCUACAGGCAAAUGGACUGGAAUCAUUGGGGAUUUAAUUGAAGAGACUGCUGAUCUUGCAAUCUGUGAUCUCACUAUUACCAUGGAAAGAGAAGCCGUAGUAGACUUUACAGUCCCAUUCAUGAUGCUAGGUAUCAGUAUUCUCUACCAAAAACCCAAGAAAGCGCCUCCAAGCUUCUUUUCCUUCGCCGAUCCAUUCGCAUUUGAAGUAUGGGAACUUCUGAUGGUUGCUUGGAUCGGAGUAUCUCUGAUCCUGUUUGUUGUAGGAAGGAUUUCACCUGGUGAAUGGGAGAACCCUUAUCCUUGUAUAGAAGAACCGGAAUUUUUAGUCAACCAGCUGGAUUUCAGGAACUGCUUGUGGUUCGUCACAGGAUCUAUUAUGCAGCAGGGAUCAGAAAUCGAACUCAAGUCGUUUUCCACAAGGAUGAUAGCCGGUAUGUGGUGGUUCUUCACUCUCCUUAUGGUUUCUUCUUAUACUGCCAAUUUAGCAGCGUUUUUGACAACAGAAAAACCGGAUCCACAUUUCACCAACUUCAAAGAACUCGUGGAGAACGCAGAACGGAAGAAUAUCAAACUUGGGGCCAAAAGAGGUGGAGCAACAGAGUCAUUUUUUGAAGACAAAUGGAAAGCAGACCCUACCUCUGAUUUCGGAAAAGCUUGGCCUCUGAUUCAGAAAACAAGAGACGUAAUCAAGAUUCCUGAUAAUGUCGACGGCGUCUAUCAUGCCAGGCAAGGAUACUACGCCUUUUUCAUGGAAGACAAAUCAAUUGAGUACGAGACGCAACGAAAAUGUGACCUUAAUCAAGUAGGGGGUAAACUGGAUGAAAAGGGUUAUGGUAUAGCUAUGAGGAAAAAUUCAACUUAUAGGAAUAGUUUGAGUACGGCUAUUCUCAAACUACAGAACUCUGGAAAAAUUGAUGAAAUAAAAAGAAAAUGGUGGGAGGAACGGAAAGGUGGGGGUCAGUGUUCUUCGGAUGGAGACAAUUCGGACGCCACACCCCUAAACCUCAAGGGUGUAGAAGGGGUGUUUUGGGUUACAAUUUUAGGAACAAUCCUAGCUUUUUUCCUGGCUCUUUUGGAAGCAAUUAUUCAAGUGGCAAGGAAAGCAAUGAGAACUGAAACAUCUUUCAUCGAAGCACUCAAGGAGGAGGUCAAGUUUUAUUUCAAAUUUGGAAAAAUGGAAAAACAGGUGUUAUAUCCGGAAAGUAGUUCCAAAUCUCCGUCAGCGGAAGAAGAGAACCAGUGCCAAUACGGUUUCGUUGUGAAUCCACAAAUGAGCUUGGAAACUCUGGAAAGCAACAACAGCCUCAAGAAUAAAAGAAGUAGGAGUAAAAGAAGUAGAAGUAGAAGAAGUAGGAGUAGAAGAAGUAGGAGUAAGAAGUGAGCAUGAUUUUAAAUGCAUUAAUUAGUUUUAGUAAAACUGUGAACUUGAUUAUAUUCGAUGAUUAUGUUAACAAUUUUGACAGAACUGUAAAUAUAGUACAAAAGAAUCA